Molecule: messenger RNA, 829 nt
Organism: Mesitornis unicolor (brown roatelo)
Lineage: Eukaryota; Metazoa; Chordata; Aves; Mesitornithiformes; Mesitornithidae
Product: dystonin-like
Exons: 6
Biological process (GO): cytoplasmic microtubule organization; intermediate filament cytoskeleton organization; hemidesmosome assembly
Cellular component (GO): focal adhesion; cytoplasm; intermediate filament
Molecular function (GO): structural molecule activity; microtubule binding; calcium ion binding
Source: RefSeq, a predicted model, not a curated record
CUGAGAGAAUUCGCCAACUUUGAUUUUGAUAUUUGGAGGAAGAAAUACAUGCGGUGGAUGAACCAUAAGAAGUCCCGUGUGAUGGACUUCUUCAGGAGGAUCGAUAAAGAUCAGGAUGGCAAGAUAACGAGGCAGGAAUUCAUCGACGGAAUCCUCUCUUCAAAGUUCCCCACGAGCCGGCUGGAGAUGAGCGCUGUCGCAGACAUCUUCGACAGGGACGGGGACGGGUACAUUGACUACUACGAGUUCGUGGCCGCUCUCCAUCCGAACAAGGACGCGUACAAACCCCUGACGGACGCUGACAAAAUCGAAGACGAGGUCACGAGGCAGGUAGCCAAGUGUAAAUGUGCAAAACGUUUCCAAGUGGAACAGAUUGGGGAUAACAAGUACAGGUUCGGUGACUCCCAGCAGCUGCGCCUCGUUCGCAUCCUGAGGAGCACGGUGAUGGUUCGCGUCGGAGGGGGCUGGAUGGCGCUGGACGAGUUCCUGGUGAAGAACGAUCCCUGCAGGGCCAAGGGGAGGACCAACGUGGAGCUGCGCGAGAAGUUCAUUCUGGCGGAUGGGGUCAGCCAGAGCAUGUCCGCGUUCCGGCCACGGGGACGACGCUCGCGGCCCUCGUCCAGGGGGGCCUCUCCCAACAGAUCCACGUCGCUGUCCAGCCAGGCCGCCCAGGCCGCUGCCCCGCAGGCCACCAGCACGCCCAAGGGAACGCCGAUCCAGGGCAGCAAGCUGCGGCUGCCCGGGUACCUGUCGGGGAAGGGCUUCCACUCCGGCGACGACAGCGGGAUCCUGUCCACAGCGGCCUCCAGGGUCAGAGCGCAGUUUGCAG